Molecule: messenger RNA, 1644 nt
Organism: Cydia pomonella (codling moth)
Lineage: Eukaryota; Metazoa; Arthropoda; Insecta; Lepidoptera; Tortricidae
Exons: 12
Coding region: 318-1217 (299 amino acids)
Source: RefSeq, a predicted model, not a curated record
CAAGAGUUGAGCAUGACGAAAGUAAAGCCCGAUGUACCAAUCUACGGGACUUAUAGGUAGUUUACUGGCUCUCCCUGAGAUUUGAUCAGCGUUGCCAGCUAGAUAUUGCCAUGCCAUUUCAUGCACAGGCAGCUUUGAUACAGCGUAACCUCAUUUUUUCUGUCUAUGGUUUAAAAAGUCAAAACCGUCGAAACCUUAGUCAAAGUCACAAUUCUAUUUUAUUUGGUGUUUUUGUUCAAACAUUGCCCAAAAUUAAAAUUAAUUGUAGCGAUCAAUUAAGUACCAUUAGUUAAAUUUAUUAGCUCUACUAAUUCAAGAUGUUAGCUUUGGAAUUGGAUGCACUGGCCAAAUUCAGUGAAACAAGCAUUGCCGCUGAAGAGUCGGCGGCACGGUGGUACCCCAUAUCAAGUACCAGAUUACAUUCAAGAGAAAGUGUUCGAAAUACUUUGUCUGAUACUUCACCUGUGCGCUAUAAAUUUAGAGACUUCAGUUUGCUGACGAAUGAAUCCGUCUGUUUGGCUACAGAUUCUACUUCGAAAGAUUACUUCCGAUAUAACAAGUCACACGGAACUCAGUUCAGUACUUCUUCAGUUCGGGUCGGAGCCUCGCGUCAUGAAGGGGAGGUUAAAGAUACAAACACAAAAUCUGAGGGUUUCGGAAACUACCCUCCGGCUGCCCCGGUCACGGUUCUCAAGCGGAAUGUGAAGGGUGUUUGGACCAAAUUCAAAGUAACCGCUGCAGGAGAGGACCAGAUGUGGCUCACACAAUUAGAACAGCCUUACCAAGCACCUUCAGAGGACGCGAGCGGUGCCGCCGGGGCUCUUCGCGGCUCCCGCAGCUUCGUGCAACGACUCCUACGGGAACUAAUUGCUUCCUUGCCAUUGCUCCCUUCAGACGCUAAUAACGUAAAGAAAGCUAAGACAGUCAGGCCUGUAAAAAAAAACAGGCAUAUUUCUGGCAGCCGCUCGCUGAGCUCACCUCCCUCACGCCGCAGCUUUUCUGUGCAAACACUCACAUCUACGGGCUUUCAACACGAGUCUUCAUUGUGCGAAACUAGACCCACUAAACAUGAUAGUAAUAAUAAAGGAAAGGGCGGCGUGGAACCAGGCUGGGCGGGCGGCGCGCGCGCGCUGCGCGACGCGCACGUGCGGCUCGUGCUGCGGCAGCUGCGGCACGUCGAGCGGCUCAACCGCGCGCUCGACCGCCGUGCCUGCUAAGACUAAUUUAAGGGCAAGGGACUGCUUCGAGGUUCCAACGUUCUGCAUCGGCCGACAUUCCCGAGCCAUCCGUCAACCACGCAACGACGGAGGGCAGCCCUGUCGACCAGCCUACCCUUGCCUGGCAAGACAAAUCAGCUGAAGACGGACGUUCAAACCUGAGCCACGCUUACUCUUCUUCACACAUAUAUUUAUGUUCAUUAUUUUCGAUGCAUGGCCUUGAUGUCUAGUACAUAAAUCUAAUAAUGUGUUCGUAGCAAUUACUAUUUUUUUAUACAUGUUUAUUUUCUUGUUUAUUAUACGUUUGCUUUACCUGAUACAUGUCUCUUCGCAUUUACUUUAUGCUUUGUAAUUGGGUUAUUGUUAAUUGACAGUCAGAAAUUAAGCUAUGACCUUAUUGCCCGGGAACACACCAUAUUUUUAUCCA